AAAACCGCAAGAGUAAUUAAAACUUGGUCGAAUAUGGAUUAUCAUAAGCUAGCUGCUUCAGGUUUUCCAUGUCAAAAUAAAGAACUUCAGCACUAAAAACAGGCAAGGAAACAAAAAAAAAGAAAAGAGCGAGCAAGACUAAUAGAGGCCACACGGUAUUUCUUUCAGAUCUACAACAAAGACAAGCAACAUGAUUAAUUGGCUGUUAACAGAUCAUUUGGAGAUGGCUGGGUUGGCGUCGGCUGUUGAUUUUCCUGGACCACUACACCUUCCGCAUUCCACUUGUGAGAACAAUAUAUGGUUUAGGCGCAAGAAACAGAAAAGGUAAAGUAGUUUCAUAAGAUUAAAAUUGGCCGCCGAGCUUUAAGAGGGCAGCAACGCCAUGAAAAGCUGAGGAAACAAAAAUGACAUGGUAGGCUUUCAUCCACCGUCACCUUUUACAUUGCCCUCUACCACCUGGUAGUGCGUGAUUGCUAAUACUUGUUUGCUUACCAGUUGCUGCAGGCCAGGCCAGGUGACAUCUCAUAUUCUGUGUUAAUGAAAAACUUCCCACUACAAAUGAGAAGUACAAUUCUGAAGCAUCGUAAAUGCAUGUAUACUGAACAAGAGGUUUAUUAAGUUUAAAGAACAGACAAACCAGAAACUCGAAGAAAAAAUUGUGUCGGUUAUGGUAGCCCCUUUUGAACCCUCUGAGCCAUGGUCUCCUGUGAGAUCAUCGAUGGGAAGCAGUUGGACUGGCGUGCACUCUGUGACCCAUGAGCUUAAGAAAUACAUCCUUUCAUCAGAAUCGACUGCCAAAUCAGAAACUGCAUCCCAGAGUUUGUCUGCUUAGUUUGUCGUGUUUUUCUAACCACCACUUCCUCUGCUAAGUGCAGAGGAUACCUUGCGCUAAAGAUUCAAGGAAACAAUUAGAAUUUCCCCUGCCUUGCAUGCCAACCAUUGAAAGCAGAGAAUCAUGUCAAAGGUAUGGCUCUUUCUAGCCCUAGCCUUCGCCACACUAGACUCGGUGCUAAGCAAGCACAGGCGCUUGCCGCCUCCAUUGCCAGUUCUUCCCUUACCCAGUGCAGCGCAACUAAGAUGGCAGCAAAGAGAAUUGGUCAUGUUUUUCCAUUUUGGCAUGAACACGUUUACCGACUCCGAGUGGGGAUCCGGACACGAGGACCCAAGGCUGUUCAACCCAUCGUUCCUAGACGCAAGUCAGUGGGUCAAGGUGGCUGCAGAUGCCGGCUUCUCCCUUGUGAUCCUUACUGCUAAACACCACGAUGGCUUCUGCCUGUGGCCUUCGAAGUACACGGACCAUUCUGUGAAGAGCAGUCCAUGGAAGAAUGGUGAAGGAGAUGUUGUUCGUGAAUUCAUGGAGGCUGCUCAAGCCAGAGACUUGGAUGUUGGCCUCUAUCUCUCUCCAUGGGAUCGGCAUGAGAGGACCUAUGGGCUUCAACUGGAGUACAAUGAGUAUUACAUGGGGCAGCUUCAAGAACUCCUCGACGGCGAGUAUGGACAUGUUUCAGAGAUUUGGUUCGACGGAGCAAAAGGCAAUAAUACGAAGAACAUGACUUACCAUUUCAACGAUUGGUUUUCAACGGUGAAGCGAAUGCAGGGGUCAAUUAACAUUUUUUCAGACGCCGGCCCAGAUGUUAGAUGGGUUGGAGGUGAAACGGGUACUGCCGGUACGACCUGUUGGUCUCCUAUCAAUAGAACCUCUCUCCGAAUUGGAGAUGGAAGCAUCAUAGGGUACUUGAAUACGGGCGAUUCAAACGGCAGUGAAUGGGUGCCUCCAGAGUGUGAUGUUUCCAUCAGACCUGGUUGGUUUUGGCACAAAAAUGAAACCCCCAAAGCAGUGGAUGAGCUCCUUCACAUCUACUACACAUCGGUUGGAAGAAACUGCGUGCUGCUGCUCAACGUGCCGCCGAAUUCAACUGGUCUAAUCUCGGAGCCGGAUGUCAAUAGGCUAACGGAGUUUCGAUCUGCAGUAACCACCAUUUUCUCUGCCAAUUUGGCAGAGGGAGCGGUAGCUAAGGGCAGCAGCCAGAGAGGAGGAAGAAGUGGAGGAUUUUUAGCUGCCAAUGUGCUUGCCGACGACCCGCAGUCGUACUGGGCGCCGGCCGACUCGGACGAGGACCCCUGGAUCGAGCUCAGGUUGGAGAAACCAGCGGAAUUCAAUGUGGUGAGGAUACAGGAAGCCAUCACGUUGGGGCAGAGAAUCAUUAAGCAUGAAGUGUAUGUGAAGUUCACUAGCGUGGAGCAAGAUGAGCGGGGAUUGACGAAAGGCGAGAGGGUGGCCAAUGGAACCACGGUUGGUUACAAGAGGUUGCACAGACUAGGUCGUGUGGUUCGAGCCCAGGCCGUCUGGGUGCGCGUAACCGAGGCUCGUGGCCCGCCCUUGAUCUCUUCCAUAGGCCUUCACUUUGAUCCUUACUCCAAGUCUCAAAUCUCAUAGUUGGCUCGCUUUGCUCUGCUGCGACACUCGUCCAUGAUUUGAUUGAUGGACAUUAGCUGCAUUAUUGUGUAGUUAAUAAAGUUGCCAGUAAUAAUAGUGAUGACAAUGACAUGUGAGAGCUUACCUGCAGCCAGCUAGCUCUCUUUUGCAUGAUUCC
Nymphaea colorata (pocket water lily) is the source of this 2594-nucleotide messenger RNA. Its product is annotated as alpha-L-fucosidase 1-like. Gene Ontology annotation, molecular function: alpha-L-fucosidase activity. Gene Ontology annotation, biological process: glycoside catabolic process; fucose metabolic process. Gene Ontology annotation, cellular component: lysosome. The coding region runs from base 956 to 2437 and encodes 493 amino acids. The record is from RefSeq and is a predicted model, not a curated record. The transcript is spliced from 3 exons. NCBI's taxonomy places the organism in Eukaryota, Viridiplantae, Streptophyta, Magnoliopsida, Nymphaeales, Nymphaeaceae.